Molecule: messenger RNA, 1267 nt
Organism: Bufo gargarizans (Asiatic toad)
Lineage: Eukaryota; Metazoa; Chordata; Amphibia; Anura; Bufonidae
Gene: ARL14EP
Product: ADP ribosylation factor like GTPase 14 effector protein
Exons: 3
Coding region: 88-504 (138 amino acids)
Cellular component (GO): intracellular membrane-bounded organelle
Source: RefSeq, a predicted model, not a curated record
UACACACUGGUCUAUCCUCCCGACUUCCUCGUCUCUAUGGUGCUUGUUUUGCAGCUGCGUCACAGGGAGGCGCCUCCCCCCCUGUAAAUGGCGGCAGCGCGGGAUUCUGACGCCAGUCAUACGGGGAUGCCGAGCAAGAAGUCACAGGCUAAAGGGCGAGCUGCCAAAGCUUUGAAGUCCCUGCAGUUUGCCAACCCAGGGCGGCAAACUGAGCUUCCACCAGAAACCAGCACGAGAGAGAAGAGGCGGCAGACCAAGGCCACAGCAGGGUCAGAUAGGCAGACCAUACCAUCAAAGAACAAAGUGUACGAUAGCCGAGGAAUCCUUCUCGUGAACGGCAGGGAUCUGUGCGAUUGUUUGGAUGAAGACUGCAUGGGCUGCUUCUACUCCUGCAGGAAAUGCGGCUCCAACAAGUGCGGCGUGGAGUGUAGGUGCGACCGCAAAUGGCUCUAUGAACAGAUCGAAAUAGAAGGAGGUGAAGUCAUCCGGAAUAAACAUGCGUGAUGUGGGUUGUCCCGCUAUGAAGUUUCUGGCGCUGAACUAUAGACAUUUAAAGGGGUUCUACGAGGUAAAAACAUGGCUGCCUUCGUUCAGAAAAAGCGCCACUUUGGUUCAUGGCUUGUAUCUAGUAUUGCGGUUUGGCUCCGGGCUUGAUCUGCAGUACCACAUGCGGCCUGUGCUCUGGCGUGGCGCUGGUUUUUGGAAGAAUGCAGCCAUGUGUCUCUAAUCUCGGUUAUCCCUUUUUUCUUUUUGAACAAGGAUCCUCAGCUUCUCGUAUCUUUUCUACAGACUCUAAUAGAUUUUGGAUUCUUUGUCAUUUUCUACCGAAGAGAUCUUCAUGGGCCAGAAAGGGCCAAAUUGGUAUAAUUCCAUCUGCUCUUGGAAAUGUUUAUUUUUUUUUUUUUUCUUUAAAAAUUUAAGGAAAAAUCCACAGAACAAAUCUACAAAGUGUCAGUGCCGUGUGUAUUAAAUAAUUUGUGCACCACACUGCAACUUUGAUAGCUGCCAAGAAGAAACCAAGGUGAAUUCAAAGCGGCUUCUCUGAUGUCCGUGUCGUAGUUUUGUAUCUUUCAGAAACCAAAGCUUGUCUGCCUGUAUUUUCAGUUUUUGGUCCGCUGUACUUUUUACACUGUCUUAUAUGUGAGUUAAAACCACUCGUGAAAACUAAGUUAUUUUUCUUAAUUUUUGUGCCUAUUUGUCUACAGAGCAUCUUCAGCUAUGGAUUUCUAGCACCGUAUGCAAAUAAAUUUCUGAUGUAUGAUUUUUA